Oryctolagus cuniculus (rabbit) is the source of this 1705-nucleotide messenger RNA. RefSeq names its product creatine kinase, mitochondrial 1A (gene CKMT1A). NCBI's taxonomy places the organism in Eukaryota, Metazoa, Chordata, Mammalia, Lagomorpha, Leporidae. Gene Ontology annotation, cellular component: mitochondrion. The record is from RefSeq and is a predicted model, not a curated record. Gene Ontology annotation, molecular function: creatine kinase activity. Gene Ontology annotation, biological process: phosphocreatine biosynthetic process.
UAAAAGAGAGAGGAGGAAAAGGAAACUAACAAUUCUCGGCGCCAGGCCAUCCCCACACCCAGUGCAACCAGCAGGUAAGGCAAACUGGCAGACUGCUCAGAGGGAGUCCCGGGAGCAGCAGACUGGUCUGAGCCGCGAAAAGAAGAGAAGUAAAAGAUCAAAGCCUGCUUGGCACCGGCUCUAGUCUCCACUCCGACCCCCAUUUCGGCUUCAGCCUCAGAUCUGGCUCCAGGCCUCAGUGUGACCGAUUGCAUCCUCCGUCUCCGUUCCUGUCUUGUGGCUGCUCCUGUUCCAGGAUCCCAUACCUGGACCCCCUAGCCAUGGCUGGUCCCUUCUCCCGUCUGCUGUCUGCCCGCCCGCGGCUCGGGCUCCUGGCUUUGGCCGGAGCUGGGUCUCUAGCCGCUGGGUUUCUGCUCCGCCCGGAACCUGUUCGAGCAGCCAGCGAACGAAGGAGGCUGUAUCCCCCAAGCGCUGAGUACCCAGACCUCCGAAAGCACAACAACUGCAUGGCCAGUCACCUGACCCCAGCAGUCUAUGCACGGCUCUGCGACAAGACCACACCCACUGGUUGGACGCUAGAUCAGUGUAUCCAGACUGGCGUGGACAACCCUGGCCACCCCUUCAUCAAGACUGUGGGCAUGGUGGCUGGAGAUGAGGAGACCUAUGAGGUAUUUGCUGACCUAUUUGACCCUGUGAUCCAAGAGCGACACAAUGGAUAUGACCCCCGGACCAUGAAGCAUACCACUGACCUGGAUGCCAGUAAGAUCCGUUCUGGCUACUUCGAUGAGAGGUAUGUAUUGUCCUCAAGAGUCAGAACUGGCCGAAGUAUCCGGGGACUCAGUCUGCCUCCAGCCUGCACUCGGGCAGAGCGACGAGAGGUGGAACGCGUUGUGGUAGAUGCAUUGAGUGGCCUAAAGGGUGACCUGGCUGGACGCUACUAUCGGCUCAGUGAGAUGACAGAGGCUGAGCAGCAGCAGCUUAUUGAUGACCACUUUCUAUUCGAUAAGCCUGUGUCCCCAUUGCUGACUGCAGCAGGAAUGGCUCGAGACUGGCCAGAUGCUCGUGGAAUCUGGCACAACAAUGAGAAGAGCUUCCUUAUCUGGGUGAAUGAGGAGGAUCAUACCCGGGUUAUCUCCAUGGAGAAGGGUGGCAACAUGAAGAAAGUGUUUGAAAGAUUCUGCCGAGGCCUCAAAGAGGUGGAGCGGCUGAUCCAGGAGCGUGGCUGGGAGUUCAUGUGGAAUGAACGUCUGGGAUACAUCUUGACCUGUCCAUCUAACCUGGGCACUGGACUUCGAGCAGGAGUGCACAUCAAACUGCCCCUGCUAAGCAAAGAUAGCCGUUUCCCAAAGAUCCUGGAGAAUUUAAGACUCCAAAAGCGUGGCACUGGAGGAGUGGAUACUGCUGCCACAGGCAGUGUCUUUGACAUCUCUAAUUUGGACCGACUGGGAAAGUCAGAGGUGGAGCUGGUGCAACUGGUCAUCGAUGGAGUAAACUAUUUGAUUGAUUGUGAACGUCGUCUGGAGAGAGGCCAGGAUAUCCGCAUCCCUGCACCUCUUGUCCACAACAAACAUUAACUCCUCAUCCCCAUCAGAUGAUUAAAAAAAACCCAAGACUUCUGCUCAUUGAUGGUGGGCCAUUCCACUUUCUCUGGACCUGACCCCCAACCCCUGCCUCCAUCCUAGUAAAGAUUCCUUGCUGUGUUCCA